Messenger RNA from Molossus molossus (Pallas's mastiff bat), 1745 nucleotides. It is a transcript of the gene AADAT, whose product is annotated as aminoadipate aminotransferase. Lineage: Eukaryota; Metazoa; Chordata; Mammalia; Chiroptera; Molossidae. The record is from RefSeq and is a predicted model, not a curated record. Gene Ontology annotation, molecular function: L-kynurenine:2-oxoglutarate transaminase activity; pyridoxal phosphate binding. The transcript has 13 exons. The coding region runs from base 250 to 1527 and encodes 425 amino acids. Gene Ontology annotation, biological process: biosynthetic process.
GACUGUCCCUGGGGGGGUGGACUUCUUAGUCGUCCCCCAGCACCAGGCCCGUUGGGGAUCCCGACUCUCAGGACGCCUCCAGCCAGGGAGUUUCCUCCGCGCUUUCCGAGCCCUGCACUGGUGAACCAAAACUGCAAGGGAAUCCACCAAGGUGACGUUUCCAGAGUGAGGAGGCAGCCCUGGACGCAGCUAUCUGGUUGUUCUAGUCUUCACCUGCUGAAGGAGGUGCUGGGUACUUGGGUAUCAGAGAUGAAUUACGCACGGUUCAUCACCGCCGCGAGCGCAUCAAGAAGGCCUUCCCCCAUCCGAAUCCUCACGGAGAUAUUUAGCAGGGCACCAAAAUCAGUCAUCUCCUUAGCUACUGGAUCACCAAAUCCGAACAUGUUCCCUUUUAAGACUGCUGUCAUUACCAUAGAAAAUGGAAAGACCAUCCAAUUUGAUGAAGACAUAAUGAAGAGAGCACUUCAGUAUUCCCAAAGUGCUGGCAUCCCAGAGCUGCUAUCCUGGCUAAAACAGUUACAAGUAAAGUUGCACAAUCCUCCCACCCUUCAUUAUCCACCCAGCCAAGGACAAAUGGAUAUAUGUGUCACAACUGGCAGCCAAGAAGGUCUUUGUAAGGUGUUUGAAAUGCUCAUUAAUCGUGGAGAUAACAUCCUCUUAAAUGAACCUGUUUAUUCGGGAACACUUGAAGCUCUGCACCCACUGGGCUGCAACAUGAUUAAUGUUUCCAGUGACGAGUAUGGGAUGAUUCCAGACGCCCUCAAAGAAAUACUUUCCAGAUGGAAACCAGAAGAUUCAAAAAACCCCAAGAAAAACACCCCCAAAUUUCUCUAUACUGUCCCCAGUGGCAACAACCCUGCCGGAACCUCAUUAACAAGUGACCGCAAGAAGGAGAUCUAUGAGCUCGCAAGGAAAUACGAUUUCCUCAUAAUAGAAGAUGAUCCUUACUAUUUUCUCCAGUUCAACAAGCCCUGGGCACCGACAUUUCUUUCCAUGGACACUGAUGGCCGUGUUAUCAGAGCUGACUCUUUUUCAAAAAUCCUGUCCUCUGGGUUGAGAAUAGGGUUUAUAACUGGUCCAAAACCCUUGAUAGAGAGAGUUGUUUUACACACACAAGUCUCAACAUUGCACCCCAGCACUUUUACACAGCUAAUGGUAUCGCAGCUUCUUCACCAAUGGGGAGAAGAGGGCUUCCUGGCUCAUGUAGAGAGGGUUAUUGAUUACUAUAGGAAGCAGAAGGAUGCAUUACUGGCAGCUGCAGACAAGUGGUUAAGUGGUUUGGCAGAAUGGCAUGCUCCUACUGCUGGAAUGUUUGUAUGGAUCAAAAUUAAGGGCAUUUCUGAUGUAAAAAAACUGAUUGAAGAAAAAGCCAUUAAGAAAGAGAUAUUAAUGGUUCCUGGAAAUGCUUUCUACAUCGAUAGCUCAGCUCCUAGCCCUUACUUUAGAGCAUCCUUCUCUUUGGCUUCUCCAGAACAAAUGGAUACGGCUUUCCAGAGAUUAGCCCAACUUAUAAAAGAAUCUAUAUGAAGACAUCAAACUCUUCAUAGUACUGGUGGAUUUUCUGGAUAAAUUACUUCUGUGUUUUACCAGCAAGAAAUGAUCAUUGGUUUAGACUUACAGAUCGGGUUUCAUCAGACAUGUCAUAUCUGUAGUCAUUUAAAUAGACAACCUUUAAAGUGCCCUUAAGUCCACCAGAUUGCCAAAAUAUAUUUAUAAUCCACUUACACCUUUUGAUAAAUUUUCAA